This is a messenger RNA of Paramecium pentaurelia, 1245 nucleotides long. The record is from the annotation of a GenBank genome assembly. NCBI's taxonomy places the organism in Eukaryota, Ciliophora, Oligohymenophorea, Peniculida, Parameciidae.
AUGUUGGCUGAUAAAACAAAUUUCAAUGAAAAUAUACCUAAUGAUCAUAGUUACAUCGAAGAUCACUAAUAAUAAUUUGAGAAAACCUCUUAGUUUACAAACAUUGAUGACAAUAGCACUAAUUAUAAUGAUCAAGAAACUAAUGAAUAAAGUGUCAUUCUAAGUAAGGAUCCAGAAGUCUAGAAAUCUAUCUGUUUAUAAGAAAAUGAGAUCUAAAGAUUAUCUUAAGCAUACGCUGAUAAAUAUUAUUAUGAAAUGAAAUUUGAAUAAUAUUAAAAUCUAUUGGCAUAAUAAUAAUGCACAAUCUCUAAGUUAUUAAGUGAAAAGAAAGAUCUACAAUAAAAACUAGAAAAAACUAUUAUUUAACAUAAUUAUCAAGAUAAUUAUGAUUCCUUAUAAUAGACUCAUUAAUUAGAAUAAAAAUUAGAAGAAAUACAAUUAUAAAAUGAAAAUUUAACACAAUAAAAUGAUUUAUAUGAAAAAUAAUUAGAUGAAACAAAAAGAUUGUUAUAAAAGUUGAAUAAAGAAUAAGAAUUAUUAUAAUAAUAAUUUUAAGAAUAUAAGCUAUAGGUUUUUAUUAAAGAAUAAGAAUAAUAAUAAUUGAUUACAUAAUUCUAGAAUAAGAGUUCUCAAGAAUCAAAAUUAUCAAUCUAUUAAGAAUUAUAACAUUAAAUGAAUGAAAUAAAAGAACAAAAUAAUUAUUUAUUUGAUUAAUUAAGCAAAAAAGAAUAAGAAAUUGAAUAAUAUUUUUAGAAAUAAUUAUCAAAUAUAGUAGAAUAAUUCACUUAAGAAAAAUAGGAAUUAUAAGAAGAAUUGGAAUAAUAAUUGGAAAAUAAGGAUGAAAUAAUACAUUAAUUAGAAAUUUAAGUGAAUGAUCUUCAUAAUCAAGCAUAACAAUUAUAUUCUGAAAAUUUACAAUUAUAAAAUCAAUUAGAUCUAUUAGGAUAAAAGUAUAAUCUUAUAGUGUAUCAUUUUAGUUAUUAAGAAGACAUAUAAUAAUAGGCUAAUGAGUUAUCAUAGUAAGUUGCUGAGUAUAAAAUUAUAAUAAAUAAUUUGGAAAAUUAGAUAUUUGUGAUGAAUGCUGAGAUCUAAAGAAGAGGUAGAUCUAAUGGCAAAGAAAAUGCCCAAAGAGUCUUAUAAGGAAUUCAAAAAAAUAACUUAUAAAGGCUAAGUACUGGAGAAAUGACAUUCUCAAAUAUCACUCCUAGUUCCAAAUCAUUUAAAUACUAAAACCUAAAAAAUUGA